AUGUUUCAUAUAGGUGGAAUGGAUACUUUUGAAGGUGUAUCCGAAAGUGCUGAAGGUGGAGUUGGAGUUGGAGAAGUUAGAAACAAUGUGGUUGAUUCAGAUCCAUCAAACAACAACAAUGCAGUUGUAACUCAGACUGGUAAGCGGCGUAGAAAACUCACAUCAGCGGUAUGGACUCAAUUUGAAAUUCUUCCUAUAGAUGAAAAUAAUGAGCAAAGAGCAAAGUGUAUGAAAUGUGGUCAAAAAUAUUUGUGUGAUAGUAGAUAUGGUACUGGGAAUUUGAAGCGUCAUAUUGAAUCUUGUGUGAAAACUGAUACUCGUGAUUUAGGCCAGUUAUUAUUAUCUAAAUCUGAUGGGGCUAUCUUAACAAGGUCUUCCAAGUUCGAUCCUAUGAAGUUUCGUGAAUUAUUAGUGAUGGCAAUUAUCAUGCAAGACCUACCCUUUCAGUUUGUUGAGUAUGCUGGAAUUAGGCAACUGUUUAAUUAUGUUUGUGCUGAUAUUAAAUUGGUAUCUCAUAAUACUGCAAAGGCUGAUGUGUUGAGUCUUUAUAAUAGAGAAAAAGCUAAGCUUAAGGAAAUUUUGGGUUCAGUUCCUGGAAGAGUUUGUUUGACAUCUGAUUUAUGGACGUCUAUAACCACAGAUGUGCAAGAUGGGUUGAAACACAUUGAUGAUUCUGUGGGGAAAAUUAGGGAAAGCAUUAAGUAUGUUAGAGGUUCACAAGGGAGGAAACAGAAAUUCCUAGAUUGUGCUGCACAAUUGAGUGAUUCUAAUUACAAACAUUCUCUUUCUCAAGAUGAGUGGGGAAAAUUGGAAAAACUUAGCAAGUUUCUUAAGGUGUUUUAUGAUGUGACUUGUUUGUUUUCUGGAACUAAAUACCCAACAGCAAAUCUGUAUUUUCCUCAAGUUUUUGUGGUAGAAGAUACUUUGAGAAAGGCAAAGGUUGAUUCAGAUAGUUUCAUGAAAUCUAUGGCAACUCAAAUGAUGGAAAAGUUCGAUAAGUAUUGGAAAGAGUAUAGUUUGAUCCUUGCAGUUGCUGUAAUAUUGGAUCCUAGAUACAAAAUUCAGUUUGUGGAAUUUUGUUAUAAAAGGUUGUAUGGUUACAACUCCGAAGAAAUGACUAAAGUUCGUGAUAUGUUGUUUUCUCUCUUUGAUUUAUAUUUUCGGAUAUAUUCUUCUUCUGAAUCUGUUUCUGGUACUUCAAGUGCCUCAAAUGGUGCUCGUUCUCAUGUUGAUGACAUGGUUUCUAAAGAAUGCUUGGAUGUUAUGAAGGAAUUUGAUAACUUUGAAAGUGAAGAGUUUACCACUUCUGCCCAAAAGACUCAGUUACAAUUGUAUUUGGAUGAGCCCAAAAUUGAUAGGAAGACAAAGUUGAAUGUUCUUGAUUUUUGGAAAGUGAACCAAUUUCGAUAUCCUGAACUAUCAAUUUUGGCACGUGAUUUAUUGUAUAUUCCAAUAUCCACAGUUGCAUCUGAGUCAGCAUUUAGUGUUGGUGGUAGAGUGCUUGAUCAAUAUCGUAGUGCUCUUAAGCCUGAAAAUGUUGAGGCACUAGUUUGUACGCGUGAUUGGAUAUUUGGCGAAGACAAUUGUACUUUAGCACCCAACCUAGAAGAAUUGACUGAGGAUAUUAGCAAGAUGGAAAUAAAUGCUACAGAUUCUGCAGAGGGCUCUAAUACAGUCAUUGUUGGUGGACAGAGUUGA
Molecule: messenger RNA, 1698 nt
Organism: Prunus armeniaca (apricot)
Lineage: Eukaryota; Viridiplantae; Streptophyta; Magnoliopsida; Rosales; Rosaceae
Source: the annotation of a GenBank genome assembly